Messenger RNA from Topomyia yanbarensis, 1980 nucleotides. RefSeq names its product 2-(3-amino-3-carboxypropyl)histidine synthase subunit 1 (gene Dph1). The coding region runs from base 180 to 1544 and encodes 454 amino acids. The record is from RefSeq and is a predicted model, not a curated record. The transcript has 3 exons. Gene Ontology annotation, biological process: protein histidyl modification to diphthamide. Lineage: Eukaryota; Metazoa; Arthropoda; Insecta; Diptera; Culicidae. Gene Ontology annotation, molecular function: 2-(3-amino-3-carboxypropyl)histidine synthase activity.
GACUACACAUUGCCGUCAUAGCUUGUGGCCAUCAGCUCACGUAUGCCAUGUCAAUUUGCAAACAUUAGCUUUGUAAAAGAUUCUAGUGAUCGGACGUCCGUUGUUCAGAAAUAUAGGAAAACCUGAAAUCUAGAAAAUACCAAGUGGACGCUACGCUACGCUCAAAUUGAAUAGCUUACAUGGCAACUGUAAAGGUGCAACAUCCUGUGGACAUUUCGCCGGAUGUAAAGAUCGUAAAAGCCAAACCAAUCAGGAAAGUGUUCAAGGGGGCGACCAGAAUGAUCAAUAAAAUCCCACAGUCGCUGAUCAACGAUUCGGAACUAAAUACAGCCAUUAGCGUGCUGCCAUCAAAUUACAACUUCGAAAUUCACAAGACAAUCUGGCGUAUCCGUGAAAUGAAGGCGAAGCGUGUGGCACUACAAAUGCCCGAAGGUCUUUUAAUGUUCUCGCUAGUAAUUAGUGACAUAAUUGAAAGAUUUACCGAGUCAGACACAAUAAUUAUGGGAGAUGUUACGUAUGGAGCGUGUUGUGUUGACGAUUUUACUGCCAAAGCCUUGGGAGCAGAUCUGUUAGUGCAUUACGGUCAUAGCUGUCUCAUACCAGUAGACCAAACAGCUGGAAUUAAAGUGCUGUAUGUAUUCGUAGAUAUCAAAAUAGACGCUCUUCACUUUGUCGAAAGUGUAAAGAUUAAUUUUACGAAGGACCACAAACUAGCAUUGGUUAGUACUAUUCAAUUUGUUGCCACACUUCACGCUGUAGCCAAAGAGCUUCGUGAUGCGGAAUAUGACGUAACGAUUCCACAAUCUAAACCACUAAGCCCUGGAGAGAUUUUAGGUUGUACAGCUCCUCGUCUUACUGACGAGCGAGUGCUUAUCUAUUUGGGCGAUGGCCGGUUUCAUUUAGAAGCUGCAAUGAUUGCGAAUCCGUCACUCGAAGCAUACAAGUACGAUCCUUACGAAAAAAAAUUUACGCGGGAGUAUUAUGAUCAUGGCGAAAUGCGAAGGACCAGGAAAAAAGCCAUUGAUAUCAGUAGAGAUGCCAAAAAGUUUGGUCUAAUUCUUGGAACUUUAGGAAGACAGGGUUCGACCAAGGUGAUGGAGCAUUUACAAAGAAGACUGCAGUUUCAUAAUAAGCAGGCGGUUUUUAUUCUGCUGUCGGAAAUAUUCCCUAACAAGCUGGAGUUGUUCAAAGACAUCGAUGCUUUCGUACAGGUUGCAUGUCCUCGGCUUUCUAUAGAUUGGGGCUCCGCGUUCCCGAAGCCUCUCCUGUCGCCGUACGAGCUAUCUGUAGCCCUGGGAGACGUCGAAUGGAAGCUGCAGGACGAUCAAGAUAUCGCUAAUGGACAAGAAACUCAACUCAAGGACAAUCAUCCGCCACGCUCAAGCUCUGAUGCCUACCCGAUGGACUUUUACGCUAACAAAAGCUUAGGCGAAUGGACUCCCAAUCACAAACCUCUAGAUAUCUGCGAAAAUUCGGUGGAUGGAGGUUGCUGUGGGAGAUGUACAGAGGAAAAGAAUAAAGCAAAGGUGCAGGAUUUAGUCUAGUUCAUUUAUCUGAUAUCGCAUACCAGGUUUAGUUUUAUUUCAAAACUAUAAAAACGAUUGAGUAAAUUUGUUUCUUGUUUCUAUUCCCCAGUAAAUUUAAACCGGAAAAUGGACCUAAAUUAGGUUUGAAAUUUGAGUUUCGACUUCGUCUCAUCAGAAUCCAACAAAUCUACUGAAGGGAUUAAGCUAGCGCCGGAUCGACGCUAGCUGCAAAAAAUGUAAACACUUCCUGAGCAAACGCGAGUUCUGUGUGAGACGAAGUCAAAACGCAAAUUUCAUAACUAAUUUAGUUAGGUAUAGGUUUUGUGCUCUACACGCGCAAACGCGGUUUUAAAACAUUUUCUCCUCAGUGGAGAAAAAAUAGUUUUAAACUGAAUUCAUGCAGAUUUGUCCUUUCACAAUCGCUGAUGUGAUAAAGAAAUAAAAAAACAUGCGC